This is a messenger RNA of Nematocida homosporus, 345 nucleotides long. RefSeq lists its product as uncharacterized. The transcript has a single exon. The record is from RefSeq and is a predicted model, not a curated record. The coding region runs from base 1 to 345 and encodes 114 amino acids. Lineage: Eukaryota; Fungi; Microsporidia.
AUGUCAGAGGACAAUCCCUAUAGCAUUCUUGGGAUUAGAGAAGAUGCCUCAGAAGAGGAAGUUAGGAGGGCAUUUCGCCGGCGGGCCAAAGAAACACAUCCGGACUCAAGUCGAAGUGAUACUGCCCGAGGGUUUAUUGCUGUUGAGCGAGCCUAUCGGUCUAUUCUAUCGCGCCAGGAAGAACCAGAGCGGGGCCCUCCCUAUCUAGUUGUUUCAUUGGCUGAGCUAUCCCGAGGUGUUGUUUGUCGCUGCGGCGAGACCUAUAGGGCCAGCCACCCUCACCAGCGGCUAAUUGACUGCUUUAGCUGUUCUCACUACAUCAUUGUUGAGCGGGAUUUGCCAUAA